Molecule: messenger RNA, 1337 nt
Organism: Nerophis lumbriciformis (worm pipefish)
Lineage: Eukaryota; Metazoa; Chordata; Actinopteri; Syngnathiformes; Syngnathidae
Gene: taf8
Product: TAF8 RNA polymerase II, TATA box binding protein (TBP)-associated factor
Biological process (GO): transcription initiation at RNA polymerase II promoter
Cellular component (GO): transcription factor TFIID complex
Molecular function (GO): protein heterodimerization activity
Source: RefSeq, a predicted model, not a curated record
GAAAUCUUCCCAAUUGCCAGAAGUGACGUCACAAACAAGGCAGGCUAAGUGUUUACUAACGAUAGCUAAAUGUCACAGCCUGAGCUGUAUUUGUAUUUUUAACGAAUACAAACAAAACGACCGUGGAGUGGUUGUUAAGGCGUGUGAUGGCGGAUCCAGCGGUGGCAUCGGUAGGUUCACUGGCUGCCUGCGGGCGUGCGAGUGGCAGCAAAGCAGCCACCAGCCCAGUGGAAAACUACCAGCUGGCCAGACGGCGCACCUUGCAAGUGGUCGUGAGCGCCCUCCUGACAGAGUCUGGCUUCGACUGUGCCGAGAAGGCAGCGGUGGAAACGCUGACAGAAAUGAUGCAGAGUUGUAUAACAGAAAUUGGGCGCUGUGCUAAAUCGUAUUGUGAACACACAGCCAGAAGCGUCCCGACCCUUUCGGAUACUGUGGUGACACUUAUCGAAAUGGGAUUCAAUAUUGACACACUGCCUGUGUAUGCUAAGCGCUCCCAGAGGAUGGUCAUAACUGCACCUCCGAUUACAAACCCACCUUUGACCCCCAAAGCACUGUCGGCUGGACAAAAGCACAUACAUCCACCUCACAUCCCAAGCCACUUCCCAGAAUUCCCAGAUCCUCACACCUACAUCAAAACACCUACGUUUCGGGAGCCAGUCUCAGACUACCAAGUGGUGCGAGAGAAAGCCGCCACUCAAAGGAGGGACGUGGAGCGAGCUCUCACACGCUUCAUGGCCAAGACCAGCAAAACACAGAGCCUCUUUAAGGACGACAUUACCGCCUUUCCAUUGAUUGCUGCGCAGCCGAGCACCAUUCCAUACCUCAACGCACUCCUGCCAUCCGAACUGGAACUGCAGACUCUGGAAGAAACGGACUCGUCUGAGCAGGACGACCAGACAGACAGUGAGAAUGCAACUGGAAACAUCAUCAAUGAUGACCUGGGUGUGGACAAAGAGAACGCCAUGCUUCCUCAAAGCGGCACCAUUCCCUCCUCAAAAAGCAACGAGGACAACAUGAUUGACAACCCAUACUUGCGACCGGUUAAGAAGCCUAAAGUGAGGAGGAAGAAAUGAACCAGGAUUUAAACACAUCUACAGACUUUUUGUCCACAAUGGGUCUUCCCACCUGCCCUUUGGCACAGCAGGCCGCCACUUCAUCACACUGCUGGUCCGCUGAGCAACCUGCAUUCUUCUACUGAAGAGAACUUUGGUUUGAUUUCAAAUGUUUUCCUUGUAUAGGCACUCACUUGCUUAAAACCUUAAUUUUGUAAUAAUUUACUGUGUUUACACAAAGUGUUACAUCGGCUAUUUUGUGAAUAAAGAAACUGUUUUGUUUUU